UCAAUGGCUAAUCCUCGAGAAGAUUCAUUUGACGCCCACAACCCCAUUUCCAGUGAUGACCCGACAUCAGAAGUGGGAUCAGAACGGUUGCGAACGCUGGAAGGGCAGGUCGCUGUCAUGAACAACCUAAUUCAUACGCUAAUGCAACGACCAAAUACGGGAAUCACCAAAUUACCACAUUUUAUCCCAGAAGUCGCAGGCGCCGACCCAGCCGCGUGGUGCGCGGCUGUUAGUAGGGCCCUGCAAAACAACCCCCUGCGAGAGGACGCGCUACACUCUGCCUUAAGUGACUCUCUACAGGGUUCUGCAGCACAUUGGCUGGCGCGAACGGUGGGAAACGGAGAAGUUACCUGGCCUGGAAUUAAGGAACGAUUCCUUACACAGUUCGGUGGCCGAGAGACGACGUCCUCAUCGUUAAUCAAGGUAUCCAGGGAACCGCGGGAAGCGGGCGAAUCCACGGGGGCGUUUGCCGGCCGUGUCCGUUCCCUCCUACAGACGCGGUGGCAACAUUCUACGCUAGACGAAAUACUUAACGCUGUCACUCUCUACAUAUUAAUUCCACACGACCAACGUCUUAAACGAUUGGCCCUCACGAGCGAUAUCAGAACGGAGGACCAAUUCCUGAGCGAAAUGCGACCCUUCUGUUACGAAGAAGAGUCGACAUUUUCGCCGAGAUAUACACCGGCGGAACCCGAAGCUAAGCGACGCAAGUUAUCGGGCCACCAGACGAAGUGUCACUACUGUGGUACUCUCGGACACAGAAUAAAGGACUGCCGCAAGAGGAUGCAGAACGAACAGCAAAGGGAUGCACGACGCCAGGAAGGAAACCGACCGGCCGCACCGUCCAAGGCGGUUUGCUACAGGUGUAACGCGGAAGGCCAUAUCGCACCUAACUGCCCGGCGCGACGGGACGGUAGACCAGGCCCCAAGGAUGAGCGUAAAGUCAACUCCUGCGUGGUGGAGUCCCCAGCCGGUAGUUUAAGUCAUCUGGUUACACACGAGGACGUGUGAUAGUCAGGAUGGCCGUGUCGGAGAUGAAAGAACACCGGAGCCUUUGGAAUUUUGGAUAAUCCCGCAACAUUGUAACCUAGAGUCUACUAUAGCUGUAAUUGAACAAUUGUAGUUAUUCAACCCGAUUGUAAUUAUUCGAGAAUUGUGAUAAUGAGCUUGGGCUCGAGGCGACAGUCAGUCGCCGAACGUAGCCGCGGUCACGGGAUGAACGCUUUGUCUAACAAAGGUAUGAAGUAAUUCUAUAGCUCUCCUUAAAAGAAAUAUUCGUGGCGACACGCGACAGUAAACAUUCCAACGGUUUCUGUCCCGUGGCUCGCCACACGCAGACCGUAUUCUUCGAGUAAGAUGAUUGCCAGAUGUCGAUGCGUCUCCGCAGUACAUGUUCGGCUAGCCCGAGGGCCCGUUAUAAAUCUUAAGGUUUAGUUAACUAAAGUCCUUCAAACAGACAAACAGUCUUUGUCCCAACUACGGGAAGAUAGGGGAGACAUGUUUUUCAACGAGCGGCGUCUCCCACUAGCAACUUUCCCUCGAGGGCGGCUAGCAUCCUUUUCUAACCACCGAUAUGGAGAUUAACCAAUUAGCAGCAACACUUUCUGAACGAAGGCUUUUCUCGACGAAUCCGAUGAUCUCGUAUCCUUAGACACACCCCGUUAUAGUUUUCCUGUGUGGCAUCAUCGGGACGGGAAAGGCAUUCUCGCUCGCGAUCUCAUCGAUCCAAGAGUAACGCCUUCGCGAUCAGUGAUUAUUCUCAGACUUAGACUUUGUGACUACGUUCUGUUGUCAUU
Bombus huntii is the source of this 1796-nucleotide messenger RNA. RefSeq lists its product as uncharacterized. Gene Ontology annotation, molecular function: nucleic acid binding; zinc ion binding. The record is from RefSeq and is a predicted model, not a curated record. Lineage: Eukaryota; Metazoa; Arthropoda; Insecta; Hymenoptera; Apidae. Bases 4 to 1011 code for a protein of 335 amino acids. The transcript is spliced from 2 exons.